AUGCUGUUCGGCUACGAUACUGCCAGCUUCGGGGGCAUCCUCGCCAAUGCGGGUUUCAUCGACCAGUUUGGCACUCUCGAUCCCACCACGGGGGAAUGGGCAUUCGCCUCCAACGACACCUCGCUGCUGUCUUCAAUUCCAUUUGUCGGCAAGUUCCUCGGCUGUCUCCUCGCUGGCCCGGCCAUCGAGAGGUUUGGGCACCGCAUGGUCUUCUUUGGCCUCUCUGUCAUAUCCAUCCUUGGUAUCAUCAUUGAAAUCACAGCUGCCGACUCAGCCAAUGGGUCCGGUAGAUUUGCCCAGUUCAUCGUUGGUCGAGUCAUUGUCUACAUUUCCGUCGGUCUGGUCGAAGUGGACGUGACUACCUACCAAGCUGAGAUUGUUCCGGCUCCUUUCCGAGGCCUCGUCGUCGUCUCCUUGCAACUCUUCCUCAAUGCUGGAACCAUUCUUGCCACAGGAGUCAACAAGGCAUUCUCGGACUACACAACGGCCGUCGGCUGGAAAGUUGUCACCGCGAUCCAGUUUAUCUUCCCCUUGCUUAUGAUCGCCUUCACCUUGUUCAUUCCCAGCUCUCCUCGAUGGCUCUUGUCCAAAGAUCGCACCGAAGACGCUGUCGCGUCUCUGUCGCGGCUGAGGUCGCAGCACGAAGUCGACUCGGGCCACUGCGAGAUUGAGAUUGCCGCCAUUCGGGAGGCUUUGCAAGAACACGUCCACAAGGCUUCGUGGUGGAGCUUGGUCCGGGGGACCAACCUCCGUCGCACGGCGCUGACCUUGGUCUACUAUUUCUUCCAGCAGACAACCGGCCAAGCCUUCGUGUCCACCUACCAGACUACCUUCUAUCGGGAAAACGGCUACGCAAGCAACGCCUUUCUCUACCCGGUCAUCAAUUCCGUCCUUAGCUUCUUGUCGGUCGUUCCGGCCAUGUACAUGGUUGACCGACUGGGCCGUCGUUGGACUCUCUUAAUAAGCUACUCCCUCCAAGCCUUUUGGAUGUAUCUGCUCGCUGGCCUUGGUGAGCGCGCCAACAAGACAGGAACCCAGAGUAACACCAUUGUGGCCGCCUUCAUGCUUUUCGCCUUUAGCUAUAAUAUGGGCAGUGCUUCCAUUCCCUACCUUCUGGGUAGUGAGAUCCCCAACAGUGCUGUGCGUGAGAAGACGCAGGCCAUUGGCACCUCGUGGAAUGUCGUCUGGGCCUUCGUAACCAACUACAGCAUCCCGUUCAUGAUUGACAACAUCCACUUCAAGGUCGGCUGGGUCUUCGGCAGCAUAUCCAUCGUUGCCUUCGCUUUCACCUUCAUGUUCCUGCCGGAGACCAAGGGUCGUGCGCUUGAGGAGAUCGAUGCCAUCUUCAAGGUCAAGUUCAACCCGUUCCGCAGCAGCGAGGUCCAGUACGCAGAGGCUGAGUACCGUGUUGGCGUCUUGGAGGGUGAGAAGGAGAAGGAAGACCUGAAGCCGGAAUCGACUUGGAAUGAGAGGAGCACGACAGAUGUGUCACACGUGUAA
This is a messenger RNA of Saxophila tyrrhenica, 1500 nucleotides long. RefSeq lists its product as uncharacterized. The transcript is spliced from 8 exons. NCBI's taxonomy places the organism in Eukaryota, Fungi, Ascomycota, Dothideomycetes, Mycosphaerellales, Extremaceae. The coding region runs from base 1 to 1500 and encodes 499 amino acids. Gene Ontology annotation, cellular component: membrane. The record is from RefSeq and is a predicted model, not a curated record. Gene Ontology annotation, molecular function: carbohydrate:proton symporter activity. Gene Ontology annotation, biological process: carbohydrate transport; transmembrane transport.